Messenger RNA from Aspergillus alliaceus, 1917 nucleotides. RefSeq lists its product as uncharacterized. Lineage: Eukaryota; Fungi; Ascomycota; Eurotiomycetes; Eurotiales; Aspergillaceae. Gene Ontology annotation, molecular function: mRNA binding; poly(A) RNA polymerase activity. Gene Ontology annotation, biological process: RNA 3'-end processing. Bases 106 to 1587 code for a protein of 493 amino acids. The record is from RefSeq and is a predicted model, not a curated record. The transcript has 2 exons. Gene Ontology annotation, cellular component: nucleolus; TRAMP complex.
GCCAAGUCUUUCUCUACUAACUCACCUGAAUAUUUCAUCGCCCUUGAAUCUUCUCUUCUUUCUAUUCCCCGCUCUCUCAUAUCAACAUAGAUUCAAGUCUGGUAUAUGCCCCGGAUCCUUGCCAGUCAUUCGCAAUGCCUCAAUUGCCUUGCUAAUCGCGCGACCAUGCGCUUCUGCCUCUGGGCUGACCCCACUCGCCGUACAAUUCCGGCUCGAGAAGCUUCGUCCCUGAAACCACCCGAGAAGGCGUCAUCUCCAGGCACUGCGGCACAGCUUGUUUCGUCUGUGUUACCGACACGGACAGCAAGGAGUCUGGGUAAAUUUAGGAAAGAUCUCGGUAUCACUUCCAGGAAUAUACUACGUAGCCGGAUACAAUGGAGUGUCAAUGCAGAACAGGACCGACGGGUGCAGUCUCCAUGGAUGGAUCGCUGGGACGCAGGUCGUCAAUGGCCUGAUGGACUCUCGCAAUUAGAUGCGGAGAUCCGCGCACUUGAGGAAUACUUGUUACCAACACCUUCAGAGCAGGAUAAGAUAAACCUCAUUGUUUCAGAAGUUACCAGCGCACUCACAAAUACUAUGCCUUAUGCGCCUCUGGUGAUCGGUUCUCGGAGAACUGGAUUCGCAAUGAGCCAUUCAAGUUUGGACUUCAUCCUGCCCGUGCCGGAUCCAGCCCGAUCGAGCGACAGGGUUCGGAAACCGAGUCCGACACGGCCACAGGUCCUCGAUCUUUAUAGUAACCUGUUACGUCGUGUGAAAUGUACCCUUGAGCAAUGUUCAGCGUUUAACGGCCGCGUUGAGUCGAUUGGCAAACGGAACUCUAUUUUGAUUGCCGUUCACCAUGAGACUGGCGUGCGAGUGCAGCUCCACUGUGGUGAAGGCUUACCAUCAUCUGUUGAAUAUAUACACGACUAUUAUGCAGAAUAUCCUGCGAUCCGACCACUAUACAUGGUCACUCGUCUGAUCUUGGAGGCGCGGGAGUUAUUCGGUAGACAUAAAGCAUCUAUCGGACCUGAUACGCUCGUGAUGCUUCUUGUGGCAUUUUUGAAAAUGAACCACGGCCGAUUUCAGGGCCCAGGGAGCCUAGGGGAACAGCUCCUUGCCUUUUUAAAUGUGCACGGCUCUGGGGUCGAUCUGACAAGAACCGGUGUUUCCGUGGAUCCACCGAGCUUUUUCAAUGAAGAUACUGUGAAAGAUAUAGUCCGAACUUACGACGCAGAGUACUUGCCGGCCCACCUUCGCGGUCAGCGUGCACUUGUUAACCAGAAAAGAACGGCGACCGCCAAGGGCAACUUAACCGCAGCCUCAAGAUUAUGCCUACAGGAUCCUGCCAAUUACAUGAAUGAUAUCGGCCGUGCAUGUUCUCGUACUCGUGAACUCCAAUAUGUCUUUGCACGCGCGUACGACAGUCUCAGCGUGUGCCUCGGUGCGUGGAAACGUGAUGGUUCGAUAAACAGCCUUCUGGCCUCAGCUCUACAGGCAAAUUUUGAUGACUUUGGCAAGGCGCGAGCGCAAAUUAUUUGGGCUGGAAGAGGUUCUCUUUACACCACACACACACAUGAGGGUCGACUAUCAAUACUUGAAAAGUAGGGUACUGCAUUGCCAUGAUACAUAACUGGAUCUAAACAAAAACCAUCCUAUUGUACUAUAUCAUAUGGAAUUCACACUGCUUGAGAUAUUUCCUUCGGCUCAUGUUCAUUGACAGUACUGGAAAUCCCCAGCAUUUGCAACAGAAAUUAGAACGUUCCUGUGAACCAGAAGGAAUGAAAAGAAGGGGAAAGAAAGAGCGGCCGCUAUGCAGAAGACGUAUUAGGAAUAAAGAAGAGACGGCAAAUUAAAAGAGAACAAACCGAAGGAACAGGGGAAAUCUGGUCGGAGAAAGAGGAAGGCAGCGAAACCAACAUAUGUACGAAGUACUAG